UCUAAUUUUGUAUAACUAUUGUUAUCGAUUAGUUGUUCUAUAUGUGCAAUACUAAUUUUAUCGUUCCCAAUAUAUAAAUCCGCUGUUGAUGAUAACAAUCGAUUACGCCAUUUGGUAACGAUAUGUACCGGAUCUUGAAAAAACAAGAAGAGUUGAUUUCUACUAAAAAAAACCAAAUCCAGUCAUUCGGUAUAUUUAUUUUAAAUGCAUGUUGAUGCUUGUCUAAUUUGAAAUUGGCUAAUGAUGCGAAGAAAUUACUGGCAAGACGCAUGGCACUUAUGUAUUUGUUAUCUGCAUCUAUUUACAAUUAAGAUACAUUUGAGAGGAGCAUUGUAUAAAUAAAAUUUACCUGUAGAAAAUCCGAUAAUGCGAACAUCUUUAUCUAAACAACGUUCAAAAAUAUACAUCCAUCGUCGUAAAAUAUUCAUAGCUGUAAAUUUGUUGUCAACACCAUAAGCAGAGAGUAAAACUGGUUUCGGAAAAUUUGUUGGAUCAUCUUCUGUUGAUAUACUUUGGAACAUAUGUACAUUCAAUAAUGGUGCUGUUUCAUUGGUACUAUAAAUGAUUAAAAAUCAUCAAAUGUAUCAGCUUGAUAAUGUUUCGUCAAUGGAAUACCAUCAACAAUUGGUGUUGUAAAUCCAAUGAAUGAGUUUGUCGACGAAUCGUAUUCAACUUUAGGAAUGACACCAGUAGUAUCUUCGCCACGUGUGAUGGAACGACUCACUCGUUCUGAGUUUAUUUCAAUAAUGAAUAACAAUAAUAUAUGAACGCAGUAUAUAUAUUCCAGCAGAGAGAAAAACGAGAGAGAAUGAUUAAUGAAUAGAACAUUAGAACAUGACCGAUGUGCCCGAUCGGGGUCAUGAAGAGUAGUGACGGGUAGAAUCCGUCGCAGUGUGAUUGCUGGAUUUCGCUCGUUAAAAGAUGCUUUAAAACAAAGGUUAAUGAACAAUCAACAAAAUCUAAAGGACGAAAACAACAACAUCAACAACAAUUAUUUAAUACAAAUUUAUCAUCAAUCUAUUCUUUAGUACCAACAGCACCGGCAACAGCAACAACACAAGCACCAUCAAUAUCUAAUAAAUUGUCUUUGGUUGAAAAUACAGCACAUGUACUGAAACUCAUUCACAAAUGGUGUUCGGAUAACAAAGAAAAUUUUCAUUUAGAACAUUUUGAUUUACAAGAAAAUUUUGAUUUUUUUUUAAAUAUUGAUUAUGAUGAAAGUUCUGAUGUUGCAAAAGAAUUAACAUUAAGUCGACAGCAGCAGCAACAAUCAACACCUGUUACAUUAACAUCUUCAAAUCGAUCAAAUACAUCAUCAAUAGAAGUAGCUGCUGUUUCACCAACUAACGCACAAACAACAACUCAAAUGGAUUCUUCAGCAUUACCAAAUGAAACUGUACAUAAUGGUGGUAAACGUCGUUUAAUAUCACAAU
Molecule: messenger RNA, 1433 nt
Organism: Rotaria sp. Silwood1
Lineage: Eukaryota; Metazoa; Rotifera; Eurotatoria; Philodinida; Philodinidae
Source: the annotation of a GenBank genome assembly